ACGUGUUGCGAGCAGUGCGUAAUGUGUACAUCAGUGUUUAGCAGUAGUAGUAGUGCCGCUUACCUGGUAUACACCCACCCCGCCUCAGAUCAUCACCCACCUAACCCCUCUUAUUUCUCUGAGCUUGUACAUAUAUUCACGCAUAAACGCCAGUAGCCUGACACUGUCCAAAAGCAGAUGCGAUCCAUCGUUGUCUUGUUGUUAGCCAUCGUGGUGAUGUUGCCAAUGGCAACUUGGGCAUUCGAAUUCAAAAACAUUCUGUUUGGAGGCAGCAGUAGUGGUAAUGAAGACAUCGCAGAACAGCAAGAUCGCUCGUUUGGGGUGCCAGAACAAAGACGUCCUCAGCGUCAGCCAGUGAGCUCACUCGAAAACUGCAAAGGAUACGUCUGCCACCACCAGCAGCAGCAGCAGGCAGCAGAAGCAGCAGUAGCAGGCGUGUGCGUACAGGAGCCGAUCGACUGCCCGUGUCCACAUCCGCUCGAGACAAAGCAGCGUGUAGGCGAGUGGUAUGCAUGUGUGAGAACCGGUCUCUGACACGUUUCGGUUGAGCCGGAGCCCGCCUUUUUUUCUGAUUCCUUUAAGGGGCUGUCAUUGAGAUCAAAUCAUUGUUGUUGUUGUUGUUGGUGUU
This is a messenger RNA of Zychaea mexicana, 628 nucleotides long. RefSeq lists its product as uncharacterized. The transcript is spliced from 2 exons. The record is from RefSeq and is a predicted model, not a curated record. The coding region runs from base 178 to 534 and encodes 118 amino acids. NCBI's taxonomy places the organism in Eukaryota, Fungi, Mucoromycota, Mucoromycetes, Mucorales, Lichtheimiaceae.